UUGAGGGGACCCCGGGCGGGACCAUCUCGGCUGUGUCCGUGCUGCUUUAUAAACCCCCUCGAGUUGUAAGAUUGUUUCCGCUCCAGUUUGGCAGCCCCGAUGGGACCGUCUCUGUCCCUCUGCAGGACCUGCUGAGGACCGGACUCCUCUGGGCGCCCCCGAGAUUCCUCGGGAGGACUCUCCCAUCAACCAGAUCACUGCGGGAUAGACGGGGACCAUCAAUUGAUGCAGCAGUCUUUUGCAGAUUCACCGUUGAGGCCGAAGUGGGAAGGUCCCUUCCAAGUACUACUGACCUCUCAUACAGCUAUAAAAAUCAAGGACCGAGCAUCCUGGAUCCAUCAUACCAGAGUUAAGAAAGCCCCUAAACCACAAUGGAAGUCAACAUAAGCCAGACCUUUGAAACUACAUAUUCAAUGAAAAGAUGGACGUUAAUCAUUGCCAUCAUGGGGUUAUGGUCAGGAACUGUGGGAGCAUGGGAUCAGAACUCAUACGUACAAAUGACCAAAUCGGUAGUAGAUAGUUUGAACCUCUCUGACUGUUGGGUGUGCACAGCUCUCCCCAAAGGAAAUUUAGAAUUUCCACUCCUUGGAAUACCAGUGUCUUACGCGAAUUGGAGCUGGCCUUAUGACAAUCUAAACAAUUCUACUCCACCUACAGGGGACAGUAUUUUAUGGAAGGUGGGGGGUGGCUGUGCUCCGAACCAAAGACAAUCCCACCUCCCUAAUGGUGAAACUCUUUGUUGGGGGCACCAGAGUCCAAUACCUCCAAAAGGCCACGAAGUUCCAAGAUAUACCUGUGGGAAUAGUAGUAUCUACCCACUUAAAUUUGAUCUGCAAAUAUUGGAAAGGCCAAUAUUCAUAAAGAGACACAAUGAUACCGCCCCAAAGGUUGGAGAUUUUAAUCUUGACUUAACUGCAGAUCUUAAUGGGACUAUAUGUGAAAGGGGGAGGACCAUCAAUGAGAGCCAUGGCGGGUGUCCACAAGCAGUGAUAAUAGCAUUAUGGCUCAAUUAUUCUUAUAGUUGUAUUCCUGAUGGAGUCUGGUGGCUAUGUGGGGAUGGGCAUGCUAGAAAAUCAUUACCUGACUACUGGGAUGGGGUCUGUACGUUAGGAUAUGUGAUUCCCCAGAAUAGAAUAUACAAUCACUCGCAUCUUCCACCAGGAAUUAUGCGGACACACUGGCGGAAAGUACGCGAGAUCCCAAAUAAUCCCCUUGCAGAAAGGCCCUCAGCUUUUCAUAGCUUUGCGAGAUGGCUUUUUGCCCAAUUAGGAGUAAGCGAAUUAGAAAAGGCUAUAGUAAAUAUUUCAGCCACUAUGGAAAAAAUUGAGAGUCUUACUGUAGAUGCUAUCCAAGGACUACAAACCGAAGUAUCAUCCCUUGGUAAGAUGGUUCUACAAAACCGUAUGGCCCUGGAUUUAAUCAAGGCAAAAGAAGGAGGAGUCUGUUUAAUAAUAAACCAAAGCUGUUGUUCCUAUAUCAAUCAAGAGAAAAGAAUUGAGACAGACAUAGCACGGAUUUGGCAACAGUCAAAAGUAUUACAUCAAGUAUCUCAAGAUGACACUUCACUUGGCUCCUCUGAUCUUUGGGAAAAAUUAACCUCAUGGCUACAUAAUUUUGCUUGGCUUGUUUUAUUAAUCACAAUAAUUGCUUUAGGAUUUACAGUUUGUAUUUUAUUUAGAUGUUUUCCAUGUUGUGCCAAAAGGGCGACAGAUGAUUAUGAAUUAUGGAAGAAGCAUCAACUCCGUCAGAAAAUUGAGUCAGGAAAAUAUUUUAAGAAGUGUUUAGAGAAAGAAAGUAUUUUGUAAGAGCAAGUAAAUUAAUUUACUAAUGCAUUAGGAAAGGGGGGAAUUGGAGCAGGAGCCAGGAACUAAGGGUAAAGCUAUAGAAAAGUUACUUAAGAAACAUGUAUCUUUAGCAUGCCAAUAGGAACUAUAUGGUCUGUUGCACAAGAUAACAGGAACUUUGAAGCUGAAGUUAGCAGAACACACCUGUCGUGCCUUCAGGAGAUGUUCCAACUCAUCAAAGGGAAAAAGUUCACCAUGAAGAAGACUCGGGGCCUUCCUCCCAAAGACCCCCAAAGGAGAUCACCAGGAGGCAGUACGCAUACACCCAGAGCAGGAGACAUAUUUUAAUAAAUUCCUGGAAACAAUUAGAAUAAUCCCACCUAUUCCCAGAACUAAUUGUAAUAGCCCAUCCCCUAACCUCAUAUAUGUAUGUUUUGUGUUAUAAAUCAUCCCCUGUUUUGAGAGGGGGUGUGCAAGUUAGGAGGAGAAAUCCCCCUUGCACCCGGUGCCGUAAUAAACAUACCUGUUUAUAACUCCCCUCGAGUUGAAAGGUUUGUUUCCACACAUCAACUUCAACUAAAUUUUAAAAAGAUAUACACUUUGUUAAAUGAAGUUUCCUCAAAAACAUUAGAAAUACUAAGGAAAAAGCGCUGUCCCAAGAGACAAGGAGUGCUACAGUCACCCCAGGACACUGGGGCAGCCUCCCUAAAGCUCUGUCACACCGGCAAGCCCUCAGCACUCUCCAGCAAGACGCUACUGUC
Calidris pugnax (ruff) is the source of this 2545-nucleotide messenger RNA. Its product is annotated as syncytin-1-like. Lineage: Eukaryota; Metazoa; Chordata; Aves; Charadriiformes; Scolopacidae. The coding region runs from base 372 to 1805 and encodes 477 amino acids. The record is from RefSeq and is a predicted model, not a curated record. The transcript is spliced from 2 exons.